AGUCCCCUGAGUUUAAUGCGCAUGCGCAAUGACUCGGGACAUGCCCCACGUAUUGAAAAUUGUGUCGGCUCCUUCAUCAACUCAUAUCGUGGGAAGUUUUCGACAUAAAAAUGCCAGUUUUGCGAAAUUUACUUCGUGGUUUUACCAGAGGGGCCAACAGACACAAGGAGAUGACGAGUAAACGCGGAAAUAAGAAUUUUCAUCCCAACACCUCUCGCAUACAGCCCACUGGAUAUGGCGUUAGAACUACCUGGAGGAAUGUAAAAGAAAUGAUUCCAGAGAUUGUGGUGCCUAGUCUAGACGAUUUCCCGCUGAAGGCUUACGUGUCCUACAAGUGCCCAGACACACAGCAAGACCCUGUCACCCCCCGCGACAUCUUCGACAAGUGUGUAGCCCCGAAGGUGAUUGAAGAUUUAGAGAGCGGUAAAUACGAUAGUGAAAAAUUGUUGUCAUCUCCGGCGAGCGAGGGCAAGUCAUGACAGCCUGAUAGCUGAUGAAAGGACAGUAUAAGUUAUGCCUGGCUUGAAGUCUUGUAAUGAUAGAAAGUGACUGGUGCUUUCUUUAAGAAAGUUGUUAUUAGAGACGUAAUUACAGAGAGAAAAGAAAAGGAAUUGUUGCAUUUUUAUAGUUUACAAAUUCUCCUAGGAGGACUGGCUGAUACCUAGUCUGCAGGCAUAGACCCGGAUUGAAACUUUGAUCAACUAGUGGGUUUUCAGACAAAGACUAUCGCAUACAAAAAUUGCUGUUUCAAUUCAGGCCUUCAGUCCACGAGGCAUUAUUAUAGUCUUGCACAUUCAGACCCUUAACUUGAGUGAAAGGUUUGCACAGCAGACUGGUUGAUGCACUUGCUUAUACAGUUAUAUCCAAAGAGGAUUUAACUUUUUGAAUGAAUAUGCAAUGACAGUCCCACAUUUUGUUCUUCAGAAUCUGUAUGUGGUACAUGUAUUUAUUCUAAUUGAUUUAAAAUUCAAGGCGUUCUUUCCUGCUUUGAAUUCCAUUUAGGUGUACUUUUUAGUAAAUGGCAUUUAUGUUAAAAAUUAAAUGCUUUUCUUAAAAAAAAAAGCCCCCUUUAUUACACAUGUAUUAAUAUGGUAUCAGAAUGCUUCAAGCGGAAAUACUUUACGGCCACUGGAGUUUGUUGUGGAUGGACUUUGAACACAAGUUUAAAGGUUCAAACCCCACCAUGACGUGUAUGUCCGUUGGAAAGACAGUAUACAAAUAGCGAAUAGGCAUGAGCGCGAUGGUGCGAAAUUUCGCAUGAGGUGAAAGAAAGAUGCUCUAAUCAACGAGGCAUUAGCAGAGUUCAAUAGAGCAUUUCUUUCACCGAAUGCGAAAUCUUACACCAUUGCACGAAUAAGAAUAUUCGCUAUUUGUGUUGUUUAACGCCUCGGAGUAUAGCGAAGAUAUGAAAAAACAAGUUUUUACCUGCAGUAAUCUGUGAAAAG
Molecule: messenger RNA, 1445 nt
Organism: Lytechinus variegatus (green sea urchin)
Lineage: Eukaryota; Metazoa; Echinodermata; Echinoidea; Temnopleuroida; Toxopneustidae
Product: 39S ribosomal protein L41, mitochondrial-like
Exons: 4
Coding region: 111-479 (122 amino acids)
Biological process (GO): translation
Cellular component (GO): mitochondrial large ribosomal subunit
Molecular function (GO): structural constituent of ribosome
Source: RefSeq, a predicted model, not a curated record